Messenger RNA from Xyrauchen texanus (razorback sucker), 1495 nucleotides. RefSeq names its product transmembrane and ubiquitin-like domain-containing protein 1. Bases 128 to 997 code for a protein of 289 amino acids. The transcript is spliced from 3 exons. The record is from RefSeq and is a predicted model, not a curated record. NCBI's taxonomy places the organism in Eukaryota, Metazoa, Chordata, Actinopteri, Cypriniformes, Catostomidae. Gene Ontology annotation, molecular function: protein binding.
CGAACUAUUCUUCAUUCGAUCAGGAAGCGCAGAUGAUAAACGGUGCUAAUCAUGGUCCAUCAUAUGAUGUGAUAUGUCAACGGUGCCUAGUCUGAAGUUGCCUUAGUUCAGGACACAGCAGACCAGGAUGGCUCUAAUAGAGGGGGUGGGUGAUGAGGUCACCCUGCUCUUUGGAGUAGUGUUCCUGGUGCUCAUCCUGGUUCUGGCCUGGGCCUCCACUCACACUGUUGAACCUCCUGAACACCUCCUCUCACCUAGCCCAGGGACCGCCCCCUCCGCAGAGACUGACAGCCAGGAGCCCCUCCCCCUGGGUAACACGGACUCGUCGCCCGGUGGUGUCAGUGAAAAUGGUAAGAGUGAGCCUGGAACGGGAGCGGAGGGACAGACCUCAGAUGAUAAUAGGACUGGAGGAGGUGAGGAAGGCCUCUUGGAGGAAGCAAGAAUUGGGAGGGAUGGGUUGAGACAUCGAGAGACAGCAGGUCCCUCGUCUCAGCCUUCAGCCAGUGCACCAAGUGCCACACAGCCUUUGGACGAAGAUGUGUCGAAUGACACCCAAAGAAACAUGGUGCUCAGGCUGAAGUUCUUGAAUGAUACAGAGAGGACAGCGCAAGUGAAUCCUCAAGACACUAUUGGAUACCUUAAAAGGACUUACUUUGCUGGACAGGAGCAUCAGGUACGUCUUAUUUACCAGGGUCAGCUCCUUCAUGAUGACGCCCAGACACUGGCCUCUCUCAAUCUGGCUGAUAACAGUGUUUUGCACUGCCACAUCUCACAGCACGCCACGCGGGCAAUGCCUGCAGGGGCACGGGCUGCUGAUCAGGUGCAUGUGGCACUCAACGUAGGCAGCCUCAUGGUGCCUCUGUUUGUGCUUAUGCUAUCCGUGCUCUGGUACUUCCAGAUCCAGUACCGCCAGUUUUUCACUGCACCUGCCACCGCCUCACUUGUGGGCAUCACCAUCUUCUUUAGUUUUGUUGCAUUUGGGGUAUACCGCCGUUGAUGGCCGUUUGUGUGCACUCACAUUAGGCAUUUACAUGUUUGCACACAUACAGAGACACAUACUUUGCACUUGCUCCCUUAACCAGCGACAGUGGCAAUGUCUUCUGGGAUUUCUGGACUUUUCAGGUUAGUUGAAAGCUAUGAUUUCAGAGAGGCACACAUCUCUGAGGUCUUGUUUUGAUUGUGGUUUUUGUUCAUCACUUUUGCCAUGUUCAUCUGCACCAUGUUUAGGCUUGUCUCACAGAUAUUAUAUAUAUUUGAUUAUUUUAAAUAGAGAUGGUUAUUGUGUCUGUCCUCUUUUCCUUAUUGUUCAUGUGCAUGCUGCCAGUAUGAAACUGGGACUUGCUUAUAAGAGGUUAUACAGAAUGACAGACUCAAACUGUAGUUACGCAGGGCAGGCAGAAUUGCUCUUAUAUGUUGGGACAAUUAAAAUAAUUUGUGUACUUAAAGCUUUUGAAAUGGAGAAAUAAUCUAUUAAAUCAUUCUUUUAUUUACUGGU